AUGGGUUCCAGAAGAUACGAUUCCAGGACAACAAUUUUCUCCCCUGAGGGACGUCUCUACCAAGUUGAAUAUGCGUUAGAAUCCAUUUCACAUGCCGGUACUGCAAUUGGGAUUAUGGCAUCUGAUGGGAUUGUUCUUGCUGCAGAACGUAAAGUCACAAGUACUUUACUGGAGCAAGACACCUCUACCGAAAAACUUUACAAGUUGAAUGAUAAAAUUGCCGUUGCUGUUGCUGGAUUAACCGCAGAUGCUGAAAUUCUGAUAAAUACGGCUAGAAUUCAUGCUCAAAACUACCUUAAAACCUACAAUGAAGAUAUACCAGUAGAAAUUUUGGUGAGAAGGUUAAGUGAUAUAAAACAAGGUUACACGCAACACGGCGGUUUAAGACCAUUCGGUGUAUCCUUUAUCUACGCUGGAUAUGAUGAUAGAUACGGUUACCAACUGUAUACAUCCAAUCCAUCAGGAAACUAUACAGGUUGGAAAGCUAUUAGUGUUGGUGCUAACACAUCAGCAGCACAAACGCUACUUCAAAUGGACUAUAAAGAUGAUAUGAAAGUUGAUGAUGCCAUUGAACUGGCUUUGAAAACUUUAUCCAAGACCACUGACAGUAGCGCGUUAACUUAUGACAGAUUGGAGUUUGCCACUAUUAGAAAGGGUAUUAAUAGUGGGGAGGUGUAUCAGAAGAUUUUCAAGCCUCAAGAGAUAAAGGAUCUUUUGGUAAAGACUGGUAUUACCAAGAAGGACGAAGAUGAAGAAGCUGAUGAAGAUAUGAAAUAA
Messenger RNA from Saccharomyces paradoxus, 777 nucleotides. It is a transcript of the gene PRE9, whose product is annotated as proteasome core particle subunit alpha 3. Gene Ontology annotation, biological process: ubiquitin-dependent protein catabolic process. Bases 1 to 777 code for a protein of 258 amino acids. The record is from RefSeq and is a predicted model, not a curated record. The transcript has a single exon. Gene Ontology annotation, cellular component: proteasome core complex, alpha-subunit complex; cytosol; nucleus. Lineage: Eukaryota; Fungi; Ascomycota; Saccharomycetes; Saccharomycetales; Saccharomycetaceae.